CCGCCCCUCCUCCGAUCGAGAGUAACCCAAACAACACAGAGGAAUUACUGAAGUAUGAGUGCGGAGCUGAAGAGGGACUACGAGAUAGGCGCGGAGAUCGGUCGCGGCCGCUUCGGGGUGGUCCACCGCUGCACGUCCCGCGCCACCGGCGAGGCGUUCGCCGUCAAGUCCGUGGACCGGUCGCAGCUGGCCGACGACCUGGACCGCGAGCUCGCGGAGCUGGAGCCCAAGCUGGCGCAGCUCGCCGGCGCGGGCAACCCCGGCGUGGUGCAGACGCACGCGGUGUACGAGGACGAGACGUGGACCCACACGGUGAUGGACCUGUGCGCGGGCCCGGACCUGCUCGAGUGGGUGCGCCUCCGCCGCGGCGCGCCUGUGCCGGAGCCCCUGGCGGCCGCCAUCGUCGCGCAGGUCGCCCAGGCGCUCGCGCUCUGCCACCGCCGCGGCGUCGCCCACCGCGACGUAAAGCCCGACAACAUCCUCAUCGACACCGCCCCCGCAGGGAGCGACGACGGCGAGGACGAGGAAGAGGACAGCGGCGAGGCCGAGGAGGCCGAGACGGCGCCGCGCGCGCGGCUGGCGGACUUCGGGUCGGCGGCGUGGGUGGGCGCCGGUGGGCUGGGCCGCGCGGAAGGCCUGGUGGGGACGCCCCACUACGUGGCGCCCGAGGUGGUGGGCGGCGGCGAGUACGGCGCGAAGGCGGACGUGUGGAGCGCCGGCGUGGUGAUGUACGCGCUGCUCUCCGGCGGCGCGCUCCCGUUCGGCGGCGAGACCGCGGCGGAGGUGCUAGCGGCCGUGCUGCGGGGCAGCGUCCGGUUCCCGCCCAGGCUGUUCAGCGGGGUGUCCCCCGCGGCCAAGGACCUGUUGAGGCGCAUGAUCUGCCGCGACGAGUGGCGGAGGUUCACCGCCGAGCAAGUCCUCGCUCACCCGUGGAUCGUGAGCGGCGGAGGAGCACGGGCAAUCGAGCGGCCAACCUGAGGAUGAGGAGGGCAUACCAUACCAGCAGAGGAGGAGACCAUAUGGCGGGCGGACGUGUAUUGCCGUAGAGACACAGACACGGCAAGGAAUCCCGACGUCGUUAUGUAUACGGUUUUGUAUGUAUGUAUGUAUGUACGUACGGACCAGAGAGUAGUAGAGUACGGUAGCUGCUGCCGAAUGAUGAGUAGCAUCAUCGAUUCCGCGCUGUGUAGGCGCAGCAGAGCAGAUCGAUCGGCAAAGAAGCUUGUAUAGGCUUCUGGUUUUCCUUACUUCCGGGUUUUUGGGAUGCUCUUUACCUAGCAGUGCAGAGCACCCUUUUUUGGAUGUGCCUGGUAAGUGGUAGCUGGAUGUAUAUACACUGACCGUCUUGUACAAAUGGAGUGGAGUUGGAUAAAUAAAUAAAAUCGAGCCUUUGUACUUCCACUA
Messenger RNA from Sorghum bicolor (sorghum), 1404 nucleotides. RefSeq names its product phosphoenolpyruvate carboxylase kinase 2. The record is from RefSeq and is a predicted model, not a curated record. Gene Ontology annotation, molecular function: calcium-dependent protein serine/threonine kinase activity; calcium/calmodulin-dependent protein kinase activity; ATP binding. Gene Ontology annotation, cellular component: cytoplasm; nucleus. Bases 55 to 978 code for a protein of 307 amino acids. The transcript is spliced from 2 exons. Gene Ontology annotation, biological process: peptidyl-serine phosphorylation; intracellular signal transduction; protein autophosphorylation. NCBI's taxonomy places the organism in Eukaryota, Viridiplantae, Streptophyta, Magnoliopsida, Poales, Poaceae.